Oryzias melastigma (Indian medaka) is the source of this 1754-nucleotide messenger RNA. It is a transcript of the gene tpgs1, whose product is annotated as tubulin polyglutamylase complex subunit 1. Gene Ontology annotation, biological process: protein polyglutamylation. NCBI's taxonomy places the organism in Eukaryota, Metazoa, Chordata, Actinopteri, Beloniformes, Adrianichthyidae. Gene Ontology annotation, molecular function: microtubule binding. Bases 659 to 1660 code for a protein of 333 amino acids. The transcript has 2 exons. The record is from RefSeq and is a predicted model, not a curated record.
AUCUACAACUUCUAAAAAUGGGAAUUACAAAAACUGAACCUUGCAUAAGGAUUGUUUUUCCAGGGUGGAUAAAAAUGUAUCAGUUUCCAAAAAAUAUUUUAAAAUGUUUCAAAAAACACAUUUUUCCGCUGGUAUAACUAUCAAAAUUAUUUCUAAAAUGUCCGUUUUUUUAAAGGUGUAAUUUAUUUGUUUAUUUUUUAUUUUUUUACAAAUAAUUUAGAGUGGAGAUCUUCAUUACUAAUUAAGGCAAAAUCAGGAAAACAACUUAUUAUUUUUGUAAUCUUAUGUGAUAAGCUUUUUAUAUUCUGUUAUCAAUUUUCUAUUAAUAGGAGAUUUUUUUUUUAUUAAAAAUAGUAUGUUUUUUUAAAUUAAUACCACAUACGUUUCAUGGGGUGAUUUGCUUAUAUUUUACCUGACUUAAAUUCAUGAAAAGUAGAAAAGCAUAAACACUUCACUUUUGUUCGUGGCUAAGAAGGUACAAUAACUCCAACUCAUUUUUUUAUUAUUAUUAUUUAUCUCUUAAUGUUUAAAAUUGCUGCUGUGUACGGUAAUAACUAUAAAGUGUAAUAAUAAUAAUAAAAUAAAUAACAAUUUUAAACUGUCAGGUUUUGCGUCACUUCCGCCGCCGUUGCGGCGACCCGGGACGUCAACAUCCGUGAUGGCCGACAAGGAAAAGCGCCGGUCCGCGGCUGUUCCUUCAGGGAUGUCCGCCGGCAAAGCCACCAAAUCGGACAGCGACGUGGAGUUCCUGUCUCAGGCCGGGGUGGGGGAGCUGCUCCGCGGGGCCAUUCUGAAGAUGGUCGAAGCCAGAUCCGACGACCCCAUCGGGUUCCUGGCGGACCAUUUCUGCAACCUGGCCUCGGUGACUGACAGCAGCCCGGCGGGAUGCGGGGAUGAGGAGCAGAUGAACGGCGGGCCCGUGAGCGCAUGCGCACAAGAGCAGCAGCAUCUAAACAGAGCGCUGUGGCACCUGCGGCUGGCGCAUCAUUCCCAAAGAUCAGCGUUCAGCAACAAUGUCCGUGUGGCCUAUGACCUGCUAAACAUCUCCGCCUGUCAAAGCCCGGUUGCUGAGGCUCCUGAAGGCCCUGAUGGCUCCUGCUCUGACGACCCCAUUGGAGCCGGAGUAGCAGGAGGAGGAGGAGUAAGAGGAGGCCUCUACACGCAGACAUUACAGUGUUUAUGCAGCGAGGGCGGAGUCCCCGCCUCCACCUCUGCUCCACUCCUCAGACGACUCCACUGCCAAGACCACGAGGUCGUGCCUUACGAUGUCUUUCGCCACGGCGUGCUGACCUGUGCUGUUUUCUCUGACUACAUCCGGCAGUCUCAGAAGCUCUACGCCGAGGUGUGCUGUCCGCACGAGGGACCCGCCUCGCGGGCGUUGUGCAUGGCUGUGCUGGGGACCCUAAAAGAAGCCCUGGAGACCUCCACGGGUUGUGAGCCGGACUGCUGCGUUAACGCUAAUAACAAAGCCUAUGCGUGCGUGGAGAGCAACGUGAAAGCCAUUCGCUACUUGGAGGCCAGUGCCAAGAUCUCUCCCAACCGACUGGCCCAGGCCAUGGAGGGAGCUCAGAGCCGGGGGCCCGGAGGGAACAUGGACGCCAAGGAGUUUGAAAACGCAGCUGCAGACUUGUUCAUCACACGAGUGAAAGUUGUAUUCUAACCGUUCUUAGAGAAUAUUUUACACCUAAUAAUAGAAUGUAUGUAUUGCAGAUAACCUGCUCACAAAAUCUAUAAAAAUAAAAAAUAUUCCGACA